CCGGAGGAAAGGAGUAAAGGAUGGUUAGAAGUUAGAAGAAAGCGAGAUUGUUAGGAAGUAGUGGUUUGAAAGAGCUUAUUCUCUUAACAGCAGACUAACAGGGACAGAGCUUAAUGACUACUCCUUCUCAGGACUCCGUUUGUAAAUUGAAGUAGAUAGAAAAAGACAGUAAAUGCAGCACCGCGAGAACUUGUAACAACUCUCUCAUUCGCUUUGAUUUGUACCUCACAACACGUUUUAAAUGCAACGCUGUUUGAUUUAUGAGAAAAGUAUGGCAGCCGAGACGAGGAACGGCGGGAGCUCACUGAACAACAAUAACUGCAAAGACCACAGCCGGAGGAAGUUACUGGUCGGAGUGGAUCUGUUCUGCUUGUUUUUAGCCGGCCUGCCUUUCUUGGUCAUUGAGACCAGCGCUGUUCAGCCUUACCGUAGAGGGUUUUACUGCGACGAUGAGUCCAUCAAGUACCCGGCCAAAAAUGGAGAUACCAUUAGCGACGGUGUGCUUAGCGCUGCUGGCAUUCUUAUCACCAUCCUGUCUAUCAUCAUUGGGGAGAGCUACAGGAUCUACUAUCUGAACGAGGGAUCCAAGUCUUUCGUAGGGAACCCCUACAUCUCCGCUCUCUACAAGCAGGUGGGCGUGUUCAUCUUCGGAUGUGCCAUCAGUCAGUCCUUCACGGACAUCGCCAAGGUGUCAGUGGGCCGUAUGCGCCCUCACUUCCUGGAUGUGUGCAAACCUGACUUCUCUACCAUCAACUGCUCCCUGGGGUACAUCACUGAUUACCAGUGUCAGGGGCCAGAGAGCAAAGUCCAGGAGGCCAGGAAGUCUUUCUUCUCUGGACACGCAUCAUUCUCCAUGUACACCAUGCUUUACCUGGUGUUUUACCUGCAGUCUCGUUUCACCUGGCAUGGAGCCCGCCUGCUGCGCCCCCUGACCCAGUUCACCCUCAUCAUGAUGUCAUUCUACACUGGCCUGUCCCGUGUCUCUGAUCACAAACACCACCCCACUGAUGUCCUAGCAGGUUUUGUUCAGGGAGCCCUGGUGGCCUACUGCAUUGUAUUCUUUGUCUCUGAUUUGUUCAAGCUCAAAGGUAGACGUUCUACCAUAAUUCCCACCCCUGUGAAAAAAGACCUUGUUCCUCCUGCAGACAUCAGAGAGCGGAGCAACCAUCUCAUCAUAGCAUAGAGAAGACUGCAAACUGACUGUACAUAAUCCUGACCUGUGCCAUUUUAAAUCACUACUACAGCCACUGGUCGAUACUGGAUGACAUGAACUCCGACAAACCUGGAUAAUGCAGACAAAUAUGAUGUCUUGAACAUUUCAGAGGACAGGAAGAGGCGACGGAAAACAGUCGAGUAAGCUCUGCUCUCUCCAUGGAAUUUUUCAUCUUUUCCUCGUGUCUCUUUGGACAUUUUCAUGUGGAAAAAAAAGAGAGAGGGGAAAGGAGAGAGAGAGAGAGCACCAGGGAUAUUUGUUCCUCCUCUGUUUGGAAGAUUACUGGAGACUCUCCUCUGUCAAGACCUUUUCAUGGACAAAAGACUGAAAUCAAACAAAACUGAGAAAGGGCAGCUGUAAACACGGCUGUGUGUGGCUUUUGUGCCUUCUCCCCUCAGCUGCAUCCAGCAUGGGACUUAAUUACGACGAAAAAACAAGCUCCUUGAUUUCACGAAGGAUUUUUGUUUGGUUUUAUUACAAACAUAAGAAUUGUACAGUAUGUGAUUUAUAGCACUAUUUUAGCUAAGCUCAGUACUGUUUGUCACCACUUGAAUGACCUGAAGUGAAGCUUUGAAAAGCUUUGUAACACUUUGUAUGCUUUUUAUUAUGUCCAUAAUGUAGUGUUCCUUAGAAGGCGCACAUAAGUUACAGUAGGUGGAAAGUACGGCGAGCGUGUAUGUGUUGGAUGUGGGCCUCUUUCUGCUGGCUAGGACGAGCCCCCACUGAGCCAUUUAAUGAAAUGACUGUCUGUUACAUGUACCAGACGGGUGCUCACGGGUGUUAGGUCAGAGUGUGUGAGAGUGGAUGUGUGUUCUCUACGUAUACUCCUGUGUGUGUCUGUGUGUGUGGGUGAGGCUUUUCUGUGAGCAUGCCAGUGUGUAUUAAUGUCAUGUCUAUAUAUUUCAGUGUUUAUAGCCUACAAGUGUGCCUCUCUUCAGCCAGGGAACAGGCACCUGCUCCAACAGACACAUGUAACUAGAGAAAGAGACACUGUGGAAACAGAGCAUCACACACAAUACUCUUACUUUACUGUCAUGAAUCAUUGUUAUAAACUCUAUGCUGCACAAGCAUAAAGGUAUAGUUUCAUAUAAAGAGAGGGAACUACUGGAGUUGUGGAUAUUUAUGGAAGCUUUCAGUAUUAAAGCACAAGCAAAAAGAUAAACACUUCAUUAUUUUGGCACAUUGUACUGGCUGAAUAUUUUAUCAAGUCCUAUAAAAGUAUAAUAUGGCUGAAAUGAGGCUCUACUUUGUUAUAGAUACAACUCAUCACUUUGAAUUUUGAAAUAAUCAUGAUGCAGAUAUGUUUGCAUCAUCAGCAAACAACACAAUCUUUUAACCACUUACUAAAAACAUCAUCCUAACUCAGUUAAGAGUGACUGAGACAGACUUUGAUCUGACACUUGUAUAGGAAUUCGUUUUUUUCUAUAUAUACAUGCCUUGUAAAUCUACUCUGCACAGCAAUGGAAAAUUCUUCAUGCUGCCAUAUGUUGUACAAUCCUGUAUCAGUGUAUAUAAACAAUAUAUAUCUUAUGAAGAAACUCCCACUAUGACUUGUGUUGAGACCUGUGUAAAUGUAAAAACAUGCUGCUUUAAAGAGGCAACACUUGGCAAUGUCCUCCGGUAAAGUCGACAACUUGUGAAUACGAAGUUUUAUGAAAAACAAAGCUCUCACAGCAGAUGGCUUCAGUACAUUUUUAUUAAAAAAAAUGCUUUUCAAUAUUUUUGUAAUGUCUUGUGAAAUUUUGUACAAUGAAACAGUAAGAUGUAUCAAAGAUAAAAUGUCUUUAAUAAAGCACAAAAGAUCAAGA
Messenger RNA from Notolabrus celidotus (New Zealand spotty), 3021 nucleotides. RefSeq names its product phospholipid phosphatase 3-like. The record is from RefSeq and is a predicted model, not a curated record. Gene Ontology annotation, biological process: phospholipid metabolic process; phospholipid dephosphorylation; canonical Wnt signaling pathway. NCBI's taxonomy places the organism in Eukaryota, Metazoa, Chordata, Actinopteri, Labriformes, Labridae. Bases 242 to 1183 code for a protein of 313 amino acids. Gene Ontology annotation, molecular function: phosphatidate phosphatase activity. The transcript has 6 exons.